AUGGGUUGGGAUAAGGUCAUUCAGGAUUCCGAUGAGGAGGAGCCUCUCAUUGAGGAUGAUUUCCCAGCUUCCCCUGACCCUCUCCAAGACCCGGAACCCCCAACAGACCAACAUCACGAUCAUCUCGCGCAACAAGAAACAUACCCGGAUGAGCAUACAAUCACAGAAGGCUUCCCAGGACCUCAAUUGAAUGUCAACUUCGAUCAAUUCUUACAGUCGCAAGGAACACAUACAGGUUCUACUGCAUCCCAGCAACAGCGUGAAGAAAGAUGGAUUCCCUCGACCAAUGAAGGCGGGGGUGGAUCAAUUAGUGCAAUGAUGACAGAAAUUGGAAUCGCGCAAGAACGAUUGUUUGACGAUGCUUCUAGCGGUGCCCAGCGUGUCCCUGCCACCGUGACCUUUUACCCCAGCGAAAUCUCCCAGCCAGGAUCAUUCCCGACUAUGCAGUCAUAUCAGUAUCAGCAGAUGAACCCAGUGGCUCAUGGGCAAUUCGGAUAUGGUGAGGUAUCUAAUAAUGCGCCGUAUGAGGCGACGCAGCUUCUUGUGCCGGGCGUUGCGCCCGCCUAUGACUAUAGUACGCCGGCUGCCUCGACCCAUGUUGAUUCACCAUCAGACGGUUUCACGGGUUCCACAUCGAUCCAAACCGGUGAAAAUCUAGCUGAUCUCCCUUUGAGAAAGAAUUUACAGCCUUCGCAACCAAUGCAAUCCAUGGCUUGUUCCCCGCAUGAUACUGAACCUCUUUCAUCCGUCGCAUCACCAGGUUUGAGCAAGGGCAAACAGGAGAAUCCGAGGUCUGGUCUCGUGUCUCCGCAACAUUCUCCGGCGAGCACGUAUGAUGAGCUUGCUCUACCCGCUGUUUACGUGGAAGUCCCCUCGGCCGUAAAGCGUGCUCGUCAAACAAAAAAGCCUCUCCCGGAAGAUGAUGACGAUGACGAACUCGCCAUUGUUGGGGGCCAUCAGCCUAGCUCAAGUAAGCUGACCGCGAAAUCUUUGCCAGAGGAUUCUCCGCAGGCUGCUUCUGUAGAAUCUCCCAGCAAAUACGUGCCGGAAAAUUCCAUUGCAACUGAGAAUGGCGGAACUGGGGCCGAAAACACACCAGUCGUGGAUGAGGCUGGCUCUGCCGACAAGACCAACAUACCACCUACAUUGCCCGAGAAUUCUGGCAAGUCAUCUACCAAAGAGCCCAAGAAGAAAAAAUCUAAACGGACGAAAGCGGCCUCUGCCAUUUCCAAAGCUCGAGUGUCAGAUGCUGAUGACGAUGUUGUUUGGGUCGACUCGCGGCCUCUGGCAAUUGGGGAGAUAGAAGGAAAGAACAAUCCAGAUACGGAGUCAACCACUGCUGACUCCAAUCACCUUGGAACACCACAACCAGAUCUAACCGCUUCUACUGAGGAGAGCUCCACUACGACAAAAUCCGGUGGUAAACCUGCCCCCAAGAAACGCGGGCGCAAGCGGAAGCAGCCUUUAGAGCAGCCUCUAGAGACUGCCCCAACGCAAGUCACAGAAGAGCAGGUUGCCCCAUCAAACAGUAAAAUCGUGGUCCUGAAAGUCAACACGAACCCAGCUGGAAGUUCAUCCGAUCCAAAACAUUUAACAAAGGCCGUUGGAGCAGAGAACUCAAUGCCACCACCCCAAGCAGAUCCUCCUGUGCCUCAAGCCAAUGAUCGGAGCGAGGCACCUCCACAAACCCCUUCAAAACCAGAUCAAAAUCCGAGUACACCUGUCGCUGGUAGCACAAAUACUCGGAAAGGACCAGCCAAGCACAGCCCCAUUUCAUCGACUAGCAAGGUACCAUACCGUGUUGGUCUGAGCAAGCGGGCUCGGAUCGCACCAUUGCUCAAAAUUGUGCGCAAAUGA
This is a messenger RNA of Penicillium pulvis, 1857 nucleotides long. RefSeq lists its product as uncharacterized. Lineage: Eukaryota; Fungi; Ascomycota; Eurotiomycetes; Eurotiales; Aspergillaceae. The transcript is spliced from 2 exons. The coding region runs from base 1 to 1857 and encodes 618 amino acids. The record is from RefSeq and is a predicted model, not a curated record.